Manduca sexta (tobacco hornworm) is the source of this 1150-nucleotide messenger RNA. Its product is annotated as lachesin. The coding region runs from base 1 to 1119 and encodes 372 amino acids. Lineage: Eukaryota; Metazoa; Arthropoda; Insecta; Lepidoptera; Sphingidae. Gene Ontology annotation, cellular component: neuron projection. The transcript has 8 exons. The record is from RefSeq and is a predicted model, not a curated record.
AUGUUGUUAGGAAAACUUUUGUUCUAUAUACAAUUCGGACUCGUCUUCCAUGUUGUGAUUUGUUUUAAGGAUACUGUCGAAGUGCCACGCUUCGAAGAUAGUUUAAACAACUUGACGGUGUCACUGGGGCGAGAAGCGGUAUUCACUUGCGUCGUAAAUGACCUGGGCUCUUACAGGGUGGCGUGGCUACGCGUGGACACGCAGACGAUCCUGACGAUAGCGACGCACGUCAUCACCAAGAACCAUCGCAUCGCAGUGAACCACAGUGACCGCCGCGUUUGGUUCCUCCACAUCCACGAUGUCCGCCAAUCAGACCGUGGCUGGUACAUGUGCCAGCUCAACACCGACCCCAUGAAGAGCCAAACCGCCUACCUAGACGUAGUAGUCCCGCCUGACAUCUUAGAUUACCCGACUAGCAGUGAUCAAGUUGCCAGAGAAGGAGCCAACGUGACGCUAAGAUGUGCAGCGCACGGCGUACCCACGCCCACAGUAGUCUGGAGGAAAGAAGCCGGAGAUUUAUUACCUACAACUAACUUUAGUGACAUACACAAUACGUCGGUGAGCGGCGCGGUGCUGCAGCUAGUCAAAGUGUCAAGACUACACAUGGGUGCUUAUCUUUGCAUCGCCAGCAACGGAGUGCCGCCCUCCGUCAGCAAACGGGUCAUGCUUGUUGUGCAUUUCCCGCCAAUAAUGACUAUACAAAAUCAAUUGGUCGGAGCUAAAGAAGGCGAUACUGUACACUUAGACUGUCAUUCGGAAGCUUUUCCAAAGUCUAUUAAUUAUUGGACGAUAAAUGAUCAAAUCAUAUCACAAUCGGACAAAAGGUUCGAGAUAGCGGCCAUAGAAAGAAGUUAUGAAGUGGACAUGAGGCUGACUAUCAAGAAAGUUGGUAGAACAACUUUCGGCACUUAUAGUUGCAUAUCAAAAAACUCUCUCGGAGAUACGGAUGGUACUAUAAAACUGUAUUCGCUGUCCGGUAAAUUCGAGGAAAUGCAGUACAACGAGGUGGGAGACUUCGAUGAAACGCCCGACGUGAGUGAACUAGAGGCACUCAAACGCAGCCGAGCGUCACGCGCGAACGCCGCCGCGCUCUGCCUCGUCAUUUACAUUGUAUUAUAAUACUAAUUUGUAUAUAAAAUAUAUUGUUAUA